This is a messenger RNA of Suillus clintonianus, 507 nucleotides long. RefSeq lists its product as uncharacterized. The transcript is spliced from 7 exons. NCBI's taxonomy places the organism in Eukaryota, Fungi, Basidiomycota, Agaricomycetes, Boletales, Suillaceae. The coding region runs from base 1 to 507 and encodes 168 amino acids. The record is from RefSeq and is a predicted model, not a curated record.
AUGAAUCACAAUGCUGCCGCCAACGGAGGGGGGGGAAACCGAAACGGAGACGGAGACGGAGAUCAGAACCAUCAGAUUCCACAACAAUUCUUACAGCACGCACCAAGGCCACGGAGCGUGACAUUCACGAUGACAAGAACGAAUCUGGAAUUAAUAUACGUUACAUGGGCCGCUGCGCGAGCCCGCGUGGACCAAGAACUCUACCGCCCACACUUGCCAUUUCAGCCCGUGCCGCUGCCUCCGUACUGGUCAGACGAAGAUCGGGCGAUGAUGGUCCUUUGGGUUGCGAGAGAGCGCCGUGUUUUCGAGAUGGAGAUGCGGGAGUUGGAGUACCUCCUGGGACUCCGAGACGGCUGCACAUACUGGACACAUCUGUCGGGUGAACUCGUCAACACAUGGGGGCAGAGGGGUGCACGGCGCAUUCGAGAUGGAGGUCACUCUCGUUCGCUCGCAUAUAUUGCGUGCCAGCUCAUCGUCAACAUGGUCGAGAGCCUUCUUGCUGUUUGA